CAUCUGGCUCUCACACGUGUUAGGUGACGGAGGUAUACAGGAAGUGAUUGGUGUGCAUGGUGUGCAUGUGAAAUACUGUUUUAUGUCGAAGACGCUUUUAGGUUUUUGUUUAAAUGAAUAACAUGGAUGAUGACAUUUUAAAUCUGAAGAAACAGCUCCUGGAAAAAGAUGCGGAAAUCACUGCGUUGAAAAACAAGCUGGAGCAAAUUCAGCAGGAUAACUCUUUACUAAUGGGGUUUCAAGACCAGGUAUCGCAGUUGGAUCAUCUACAAUGUUCUGCUUUAACCAACGAUGAUAUUAUGCGCUACAGCAGGCAGCUGCUCCUGCCAGAGCUCGGUGUCAAAGGUCAGAUGAGCCUUUUAAACACAUCUGUAUUGGUGGUGGGUUGUGGAGGUCUGGGUUGUCCUUUAGCUCUCUACCUCGCUGCAGCUGGAAUAGGGCGUUUGGGACUGUUGGAUUAUGAUGAGGUGGAGCUGAGUAAUCUGCACAGACAGGUUCUGCACACAGAGCAGACUCAGGGUCUGCCCAAAGCCUUGUCUGCAGCACAGGCCCUACACAGGUUAAAUUCUACAACACAGUGUGUGCCAUAUCAUCUCCAGCUGUCCCCUGAGAAUGCCUUGCAACUCAUCCAACAGUAUGACAUUGUAGCUGAUUGUUCAGAUAAUGUUCCAACACGGUAUCUUGUCAAUGAUGCCUGUGUUCUCAGUGGCAAGCCCUUAGUGUCUGCAAGUGCUUUGCGAAUGGAAGGCCAGCUCACUGUGUAUAAUUACAACCAUGGGCCCUGCUACAGGUGUUUAUAUCCUGUUCCCCCACCACCGGACACUGUCACAAACUGCUCUGAUGGAGGAGUGUUAGGAGUGGUGGUUGGAGUCAUGGGCUGUCUUCAAGCUUUAGAGGUUUUGAAAAUUGCCUCUGGACAAAAAUCUUCUUUUGGGCAGCAGCUGAUGAUGUUCGAUGCUCAGGAUGGCCGCUUUCGUUGCAUAAAGCUGAGAGCGAAGCAGGCAAACUGUGCUGUUUGUGGAGAUAUGCCCAGUGUGACAGAGCUGCAGGACUAUGAGAGCUUCUGUGGGUCUGCUGCAACAGAUAAGUGUCGUAGAUUGAAUCUACUCUCUGUAGAACAGCGAGUCUCUGUGCAGGAGUAUAAAUCUAUUGUGGACUGCGGGACUCCUCAUCUCCUUCUUGAUGUUCGGCCCAAAGUGGAAGUAGAUAUUUGCCACCUGCUCAUUUCCAUCAAUAUUCCACUGGCCAGUUUAGAGGAUCAGAGAACAGACCACAUUAAUUUUCUAAAGGAAAAGAUCUGUGAAUUAAAAUCGCGAAUGAGCACUGAAUCACAAGUCCCAGUGUAUGUAGUGUGUAAACUGGGGAAUGACUCUCAGAAGGCUGUACUGCUGCUGGAGAAGAUGUCUGGAACUGAACUUGAGCACAUCACUGUGAAAGAUAUCACCGGAGGCCUGAUGGCCUGGGCUAAUAAGAUUGAUCCAUCUUUUCCAAAAUAUUAAUGAUUAAUAAUUCUGUUAUUAUUAUUAUUAUAAAUUAAUAAUGAACUAUUUUUUUCAUUACUUGUAUUCCUUUAUCCAAAAGUAAACAUCCCAGUCAUUA
Messenger RNA from Tachysurus fulvidraco (yellow catfish), 1599 nucleotides. RefSeq names its product molybdenum cofactor synthesis 3 (gene mocs3). The record is from RefSeq and is a predicted model, not a curated record. Gene Ontology annotation, cellular component: cytoplasm; cytosol. Gene Ontology annotation, molecular function: adenylyltransferase activity; URM1 activating enzyme activity; thiosulfate-cyanide sulfurtransferase activity. Lineage: Eukaryota; Metazoa; Chordata; Actinopteri; Siluriformes; Bagridae. Gene Ontology annotation, biological process: protein urmylation; tRNA wobble position uridine thiolation. The transcript has 13 exons. Bases 114 to 1499 code for a protein of 461 amino acids.